This is a messenger RNA of Cordyceps militaris CM01, 1713 nucleotides long. Its product is annotated as translation initiation factor eIF4B. NCBI's taxonomy places the organism in Eukaryota, Fungi, Ascomycota, Sordariomycetes, Hypocreales, Cordycipitaceae. The coding region runs from base 1 to 1713 and encodes 570 amino acids. The transcript has 4 exons. The record is from RefSeq and is a predicted model, not a curated record. Gene Ontology annotation, molecular function: RNA binding.
AUGUCCCUGGGGGACUUUCUGAAUGAUGGUACUGGUUUUGGUGGUGGUUCUUGGGCUGAUGAGGUUGAGGAUUCUUAUGAAUAUAUCAGGCACUCAACCCCUCCCCUCGAGCGACCGACCCCGCCCUGGUGGCGCUGUUUCCUCCUGGCAGGACCGAGGUUCGCGCAUAUUCAGACCCCCUCGUGUCAAGAUGCCGUCUCGCUAACUGUUCUAGGCUACUCUGUUCGCGAGAGCGCUCCCCAGUCGCUUCCCGAGCGUCCCCCGUUCACCGCUCACCUCGGGAACCUCUCUUACGAUGCGACGGUUGAGUCCGUCACCGAUUUCUUUGCCGACAGCGAAAUUGUGAGCGUCCGAAUUAUUGAAGAUCGCGAAAUGCAGCGCCCCAAAGGGUUCGGUUAUGUCGAGUUUACCGAUCUCGAGGGCCUUAAGAAGGCUCUUGCGCUUGAUAACGAAUCCUUCCAGGGACGUAUGAUCAAGAUUAAGGUUGCUGAUCCUCCCCGUGGCGGAGAUGGCCGCAUGGACUCGAACCGCGAUCUUAGCGAUUGGACUCGCAAGGGACCCCUGCCUGAUCUUCCCGGUCGUGGUGGCAACCGUCAGCCUUCCGAGUUUGGUAGUGAGCGCAGAAUGCGCGACCCUGCUCUCGAGUCUAACCGCGGCCCUGCUCGAGAGAUGAACUGGGAACGCCGUGGUCCUCUUGCCGCCCUCCCACCCCACGAGUUUGGUGGCCGCGACAACAGCCGUCCUCCUCGCCCUGCCCCCGAGGGCAUGGGUGAGCGCAGCGAAUCCUUCCGUGGUUCUCGCACUGACCGACCCGAGAGAGCUGAGAGAGCUGAGAGAGUUGACAGAAGCCCCACUGCCGCCGAAAAGGACUUCCAAUGGCGCGACCGCAUGCGUCCGGACGCCGGAAAGCAGUCGCCUUCCCAGGAGGGAGGUGAGGAUGCUUCCGCUGCUCCUGUUCCCGCUGCUGCCCCUGCCAGCCGUCCCCGUCUGAACCUCCAGAAGCGUAGCGUUGCCGAGUCGAGCGAUGCCGCUACUCCCGCCGCCGACUCCAAGGCCAGCCCCUUUGGCGCCGCCCGUCCUAUCGACACGGCCGGUCGCGAGCGGGAACUUGAAGUGAAGCGCCAGCAGGCUCUCCAGGAGAAGCGCGAGGCUGAUGAGAAGGCCAAGGAGGAGCGUCGCCUUGCCAAACAGGCUGCUAAGGAGGCCGAGGAGGCCGAGGCUGAAGCUAAGGCCAAGGCAGCCGCUGCUCAAGAGGAAGCAGCCGCCGUUCAAGAGGAAGCGCCUACUCCUAUCGAGGACGCACCUGCUGCCGAAAAGCCCAAGGAUGCUGAGGAGAAGGAAAAUGGCGCUGAGACGCAGUUACCCGUGCGUACCCGUGAGCCCCGUGAGCCCCGUGAGCCCCGUGAGCCCCGUGAGCCCCGUGAACCCCGUGAGGCCAAGGAGGCCAAGGAGGGUGUCCCCAAGUCCAGAGCUACCGAAGGUGGCAGCUGGAGAUCGGCCUCUGGUGAGCAGCGUGGUGCCCGCGGUGGUGCCCGAGGCGGCCGUGGCGGCGCACCCCGAGGCGGUCGAAAUGAUACCCGUGGACCCCGUGCCAAUGGGGCGAGCGCUCAGCAGAGCGCUGCCCCCUCCGAGGCCGGCGAGGCCGCUCCUGUCGAAGAUGAUGGCUGGACCAAGGUGCCGGCCAACAAGAAGGGACGUCCGGGACGUCCUUAG